CAUAAAUAAGACAACCAGAGAGAGGGGAUGUGACAACUCAAGUCACAAAGCUAGUUAAGAAUUCCCAAUAGUCUUGAUAUUGCAGCACCAUUAUUCUCUCUUAAUUUAUUCCAAUCUCCUUAUAAUAGCAGGUAUCAAGAAAGCUAAAUGGUUCAUGAGAAUUUUACAGAGGUUACUGAGUUUAUCCUACUGGGACUGACAGAGCGUUUGGAGCUGAAAGUGGUCCUCUUCAUGUUGUUCCUGCUGAUUUACAUCAUUUCUUUGGUGGGGAACCUGGGAAUGCUCUUUCUAAUCCAAAUCACCCCCAAGCUCCACACACCCAUGUACCAUUUCCUUAGCUGUCUGUCACUUGUAGAUGCCUGCUACUCACCAGUCUUUGCACCCAAAAUGCUGCUGAACUUCUUUGUUGAACAGGAGACAAUCUCAUAUUCUGCAUGCAUUGUGCAAUAUUUUUUAUUUGUGUCACUCAUCACCACUGAGGGCUUCUUGCUGGCAGCAAUGGCUUAUGAUCGCUAUGUGGCCAUUGUAAACCCUCUAAUUUAUACAGUGACCAUGACUAAAAUAGUGUGUGUUCUGUUGGUCAUAGGAUCAUGUGUGGGAGGUUUAAUGAACUCAUUAACACACACAAUUGGCCUGGUGAAACUCUCUUUCUGUGGGCCAAAUGUCAUCAGUCACUUCUUCUGUGACCUUCCUCCUCUGUUGAAGCUGUCCUGUUCUGACACAUCCAUGAAUGAAUUGUUGCUUUUAAUCUUCUCUGGUGUGAUUGCCAUGAUCACUUUCUUGACUGUGAUCAUCUCCUACAUCUUCAUUGUUGCUGCCAUCCUGAGGAUCCGCUCAAUGGCCGGUAGACACAAAGCCUUCUCCACCUGUGCUUCACAUCUGACAGCCGCGACUUUAUUCUAUGGUUCUAUACGCUUUAGUUACAUUCAGCCAAGCUCUCAAUAUUCCCUAGAACAAGAAAAGAUGGUGUCUGUGUUUUAUACCUUGGUGAUGCCCAUGUUAAACCCAUUGAUUUACAGCCUAAGGAACAAGGAAGUAAAGGAUGCUGUGAAGAGGGCAAAAGAAAUGAAACAUUUCCCCUGUUACUUUCAUGCCACACAUUUCUCAAAAUAGGAUACAGAUAUGUGCUCUGCCUAAUGACAUCUAUACGAAUUUAGUA
Molecule: messenger RNA, 1159 nt
Organism: Loxodonta africana (African savanna elephant)
Lineage: Eukaryota; Metazoa; Chordata; Mammalia; Proboscidea; Elephantidae
Product: olfactory receptor 5J3-like
Exons: 1
Coding region: 148-1113 (321 amino acids)
Biological process (GO): sensory perception of smell; G protein-coupled receptor signaling pathway
Cellular component (GO): membrane
Molecular function (GO): odorant binding; G protein-coupled receptor activity; olfactory receptor activity
Source: RefSeq, a predicted model, not a curated record